AUGCCGAGGAGGAUGGGUUUUGACCCAAGGUGGAUCCAUUGGAUACGAGGUUGUCUUGAAUCUGCCUCUGUAUCUGUACUUGUGAACGGAAGCCCAUGUGGUGAGUUUCGGAUGGAGAAGGGUCUUCGCCAAGGUGACCCCCUCGCACCUUUUCUCUUCUUAAUUGUUGCAGAAGGAUUAAAUGGGCUAUUUCUCGAUGUCGUCUCCCUUGGUAAAUUUGUUGGCUAUAAAGUUGGGGGAAACGAUGAUUGCACUGUAUCUCUCUUGCAAUUCGCUGAUGAUAUGGUUUUUGUUGGAGUGGCGACAAUCCAAAAUAUGAUGGUUGAUGUCACUACCCUUCAUUUACUUGGGGGUUCCAAUCGGGGGCUGCCCAAGUCGUAA
Messenger RNA from Lotus japonicus, 381 nucleotides. RefSeq lists its product as uncharacterized. The record is from RefSeq and is a predicted model, not a curated record. The transcript is spliced from 2 exons. NCBI's taxonomy places the organism in Eukaryota, Viridiplantae, Streptophyta, Magnoliopsida, Fabales, Fabaceae. Bases 1 to 381 code for a protein of 126 amino acids.